Molecule: messenger RNA, 1221 nt
Organism: Cavenderia fasciculata
Lineage: Eukaryota; Evosea; Eumycetozoa; Acytosteliales; Cavenderiaceae
Exons: 3
Coding region: 1-1221 (406 amino acids)
Source: RefSeq, a predicted model, not a curated record
AUGACUUCUCCAAUCUGUCCAUCUCAUCCAUUCAGUGUUUGGAAAAAUAAAUACAUAAUGAAUUUAAUAUUUAACAAAAUUCAUCAAAUUCACAACAACAACAACAACAACAAUAUCAUUAUAUUAGACAAUGGUGAAACAGAGAAAAGAAAAUUUAAAGAUUGGGAAAAUGGAGAUUUAAUGUGUUAUUAUGGUCAUUUUGGAUUGUUAAAAGAUAAAAUUAUAUUCAAUCAAACUAGUUUACUGAAAAAAUCAAUCAUCAUUUCCUUUUUUUCAAUCGAACUGAUUUGUUCAUCAACUUUAAUAGAAUCUACUAUUUUCUCAUUUUUGUAUUCAAACUAUCAAAAACUAUUUUGUAACUCAAACUUAUUGAGGUGUGCAAUUAAAUCUGGAAAUUCUAUUAUUAUCCAAACCUUACUUGACCAAAUCACACCAUGCAUCCUCCAAGUUGACAGUGGAAUACUAGAAUACUCAUUCCAACUACCCUCUUCACCACAAAUAAUUCAAUUGGUCUAUGAACACAUGUGGAAAGGAAAAUUGACAAACAAUAUUAAUAGAGAGUCAAUUGGAAUUUAUGCAAUCAAGUCUGGAUGCUAUAGAUUGAUAAAAUUGGCUCAAAAUUUACUUCCAAUCAAUAUAUCGUCGCUCUUGAAAUCAAACCUAAAGUUUUCAAACCAACAAGGGAUUACCCUCUUUGUUCAAUUUUUAAAAUCUUCAUCACCAAUUAAAUAUAUUACAUCCAUUCUAUCAAACAUUUUUAAUUUUGAAAUAGAUAAAGAAAUUCAAGAAAAAUCAUUUCAAAUCAUUUCCAGCAUUAUAAAAACAACACCUCUUGUCAAUCACAAUCUAUUUGUUGUCUCUUUUUCUUUUAUUUUAAAUAAUCAACUAAUAAUAUCAGAAAAGCAAGAAAACCAUUCAAUAUUGGGUCAAGACAAUGGAAAUAAAGAAAUUCAAACUCUAGAAUUGAUAAAUCUUUGGCAAGCAGGAUGGAUUUCAAUUUAUAUAAGAAGAGCAUCAUUUGGACAAGAAGAAGAAGAGGAAGAUGACAUUUUCAACCAAGAUGAUCCAUCUCAAGUUAGAAUAUCAAACAAAGGAUUUUUAAUUGCUUUUAAAAAUCAAAAAAAAGAUAAUAAUAUGAUCCAGUUUAUUUACAAACAUAGACCAUUUUUAUUACCAUCAUUCCAUUCAGACAAGGAUAGUAGAUCUUUUCUUUUAAUGUAA